CGGAAAUUUUUUUUUUUGUUUCUUAUGAAAAGAGGCGGUAGAAUGUAACGCCGUAAGCAGGUGCAUGCGCAUACUAGACCAUCAGCAAACUAAUUGUCUUGCGUCGCUCUACGCCUCAGCCGUAACGCUUAAAAAAGCAGAAAGGAGGCCAGUUGUAGACGAAGUGCCGACGGACCGAAAACAAAUAGAAAGUUAGAAAGAAGACGGCAAUAAAAUGCAUCGGCUCGCUUCGCUGUCUUGGUUCUUUGUCUAGCUCCUUUGCCUCUCUCAUAGUCUCAAGCAUAGAAAAGCCAUCGCCUUUAGUCCGUCUUUAGUCCGUCUUCAUGCUCAAAAAAAGCCAGACUCUCGGGCAGAGAGUGCAGAAUCAUUCGAAGCGCGUAACUCGAUAUAGCUUAUACGAGAUACUAUGAUUGGCGGGCUGAGUCAAAUAGAGUAAAAAUGUUCAUACCUCGUUUUCUUCCAUUGGUCUUCAAAUUGAAACUUACCAUUUAGAGUUCGAGCACAAUAGGAUAGAGAGCAAUUUUCUGCAGCAUUGUGACCUGACAACGAUUUCUAAGACCGGUUGCUGAGACACAGUCUAAGAAAGAUGGGGAAUCUCUUCUCGUAUUGCACAAAACCUCUUCGGGACGGGAUCCUCUCUCCUGGUCCGUCCAAUAGUCAUUUUCUGGACACAUGGUUGGUGAAAGUGGCACAACACGAAGACUUGAAGCCGAUAAAUUUUCAAAGUGGACGAGUAUGGAAGGAUUUCAACAUGGGAAAGACCGGUCUCUUAUGAAGGUGUAGCGCACGCAUAAGUAAAAUAUACGGUUGUAAUAUAUUCUGAGUACUGUACGACAUGAUACAUAUGUUGAUCAUUAGAUUUGGACUCUUUCGAGAUCGUCCUCUGGGGUCGAGCCCCACCCGUAACUUGGUAGAUCACACAUGGGACACCUGACGUACCAAGAUUAUAAGAUGACGAGGGUUCCACGGAUAAUAAAAGUAUUGAAGUCGUUUUGAUAAGGGGGCUUUUCCGUAUCAAAGUGAUUAAUCUUACAUUUUUUUCGUUUUCUCUCAUGUUGAGGACCCGAGUCCAGAGGCAUGGUAACUUGUGUGGACUCCUGGUGGCCUGUGCUAACGUGGCCAAAGUUCAGAGGCAUCGUCGCGAGGGUGCAGGUGAAAUCUGCACAGCUGUGUUCUGACGAAGUCGUUGCAGAAACAGAAAGAGAAGUAACGCUGCAUCCGUUCGCCAUAAAAUACUCUCAUGGUAAGCACUCGGAACCGUCGGGACCACGUUGGCGGGAAGUCGAUACUGGAGAUCCGGAAUUGAAAUUGGUUUGCAAGAAAGGAAAUGGGACUCAGGGCCGUUUGUACGUGAAGAGUACAAAGAAAGGAGAUCGGAGGGAAAGAGCAAUCGAAGGUACUUCUUAGUCCAACUAGCAUCUAAGUAUCUUCUCUCCUUUGUUUUCCAAAGUACUUUUCACAAGACCAAAAGCUACACAAAAAUGACUAUGAUCCACUCAUCUAGCAACGAUUUACACUGGGGAGUAGAUCUGAAAUUUCAAUACAACACGCACCUUUUCUUCGGAUACAGGUCCGGACGCCAAAGCGGCGGCAGCGUCUUUUCCGCAGGAAACUGUUCCCACGGGUGCCGCAGCAUCUUUUGCGCAGGAAACCGCGUUGCCGUUACAUGGCGUUGACGUGGGUUCUGGAGCUUCGGAUGAUGGCGCUGGUGCUCUUAAUGUGGCGGACGAUGUGUCUCCCGCCCAGCAACAACCUUCAUCUUCCACCGGUACUGAAGCAUCUCUCCUGCAGGAAGUUGCGACUGCUUUUGGCGGUGAUCUGGAUCCCGAAACUAUCACGGAUGCAGCAGAAAUGGCUGCGAUGGCUUCGAAGCAGAGCGAUGCAUCCUCAAAAGCAGCAGUGGCUGAGCAUGUGCCACUGCUGCCCCACAUGAGCACUGCAGGCAUUUUUGUCGUCUGUUCAGCCGUUUUGAUGUUGCUGUUUUUACUUGGCCGCCGCGUGCGAAACUCGUGCCGAGCCCAGCGUUGUGCCGCGGAUGCGGAGGGAAAUUAAGGGCGGGUCAUACUUGACAACUCACUAUACAUAGUUUUUCUCUUUGACAGAGAGUCGAACUUUAUGCAAAUAUUUGCUUUAGCUUUAGCAAGUGAUAUUCAGUCGCUUCCCAAAUGUAAGAAAUUGACCUCUAUUCCCUCCCAUGACUCUAUCGUAAUUGUUUUGUCUCUAACAAGCUGGUCCGACGCAGCAGCGCCAGGCGGUGGCAGACAAGGGCGUGGAGGAGUACGGCGCUCUACGCUCAUCCUUCUAGGCACUUUAGUCGGAGUAGAAAAGUGAGGUGGUGGGGAGUCUACGGGAGGAGAAGCGGGUUGGGGUGGGCUUUUUUGGUGGAGGGGAGUCGGAGGGGAGCGAGAAUCAAGCAGGGGCUUCAUCUUCUGACGCUUGUAUUUAUACAAGUAGGCAAGACUCAUAGGUAUCUGAUACGAUCUAAAAGACGGAGAGUAUCCUUAUUAGAUGCACAAUUCAUGUUCGUGAAAUGAUAGAUCUAGCGUUUGUAAUUACAGAUAUACAAGUAGGCUUUUCAUCUCUGAGUAGCGUAGAGGGGAUACAAAAGGCACACGUCAAUGCUACACAUGCAAAACAUCAAAGAGUUUGUUAGCAACACAUGCAUUAAGAAGGCAUUUACUUUGCAAGAAAGAAAUCUAUAAGCUCCUCAUGUACAAUCGUUUCAUGAAAUGGAGUGAGGUACUCUAGUAUCUGUAUACAUGCAGGUAUUGAAAAUUUACAACAUUCACACAGCACCUGACAAAUGUCGAAUUACAAGAUCUCCCACGCAUUAUCCACAGGAUUGAUUCUGGAUUACGUGAAACAACAACGAAAUAUAGAUGGCACACAGUUUAGUUACUAAAUUCCCAGUAGUAAGCUGGAAAUUAACUCGCUGGCGCGCAUCUAGUGGACCUGCCUGACGAAGUACUGUCAGACACCUAACCAUCCUACUAAGAUAGCCGAACAAGAAUAGAGUUAAGCACUUUCCAAUUUGUCCAAAUUUCAAAGAAGUCGACAACGGCUUAUUAAUUGAUUCACUCACUUACAACAAAAACAAAAUACAUCCUUGCUUACAAAAAAUACACUCUUGUCCGUUGAAGCCACUCAGUACUCGUUUCUUUGUUUCUUGGGGAAGUAGACGCUGUCUCUUCACAUAGAGGAGCUGUGUCGUAUGCAUAGUACUCGAAUCAUGGAUGGGCGUUUAGGCGACAUAUAAACUAAAACUUCUACUUACAUAUGCGACGAAGCUCACGCCACAGCGCUGGGUAUAGUUGCACAGUAGAGAAACCAAAGCCGCCAGGUCCUCGAGGAACUUGGAUAGCUACAUGUCGCCUAUCAUCUACGAGCAUUCUUGUUUCAUGUGCACAAGAAAAAGUGGGCUGUUAAGUAAGUACGUAAGAACUUCGUCUAACUCGUAGGCUUGUUUGUAAACCUGCGGCCUUCGAUCUACACUUCCUUCUUUCCGGCAGUUGAAAGGCGAACGCGCUUGCAAGGGGUUACAACAAAAAAAACUCGGAAAUACUCAGAUAAAUCGUAACCCCUUCUUGAGUUGAGUCGUCCUGCCGGGCAUAGUUAGCUUAGAUAGGUAUGAAAUCAAAACCAGUACGCAAACAGGGAAGUAAGUAUUUAUAGGAUUACGAAAUAAGGCAUUGAUCGUUAAGGAAUGUGAAUGGGAACAAAAUCAUCAUCAUCUUGAACAGCAUCACGCAAUCGCUCAGCCUGGAUUUGACAACCAAAACGGAACCAGUAUGAAAAGCAAGGGAUUAGUUACAACAUUAAUGCGCAGUAGUGUCGUCUCAGGUCUGAGGAGGAAAUGGAUGCUGUGCCAGUAAGUGCAUGAAUGGGCCAAGUGCAUGGGCUGAAACCUUCUAGGUUUGGGAAUCCCUGAGUGGUGGCUUUGUUGAAAUAGGCUGGAAGCGAAGCGCUUCAUCUGUGAUUGAGUAGAGGUAGACCAAAACAAAACUCAAGUUGCUAGGCGUUACGAAUCAACAAAACGAAUGUACUUACUACCAAAUAGAUGAAACUACAUUGCCUUCAGCACGUUGCUUGCGGACGAAUCUCGAC
This is a messenger RNA of Amoebophrya sp. A25, 4104 nucleotides long. The record is from the annotation of a GenBank genome assembly. Lineage: Eukaryota; Dinophyceae; Syndiniales; Amoebophryaceae.